Molecule: messenger RNA, 5336 nt
Organism: Notolabrus celidotus (New Zealand spotty)
Lineage: Eukaryota; Metazoa; Chordata; Actinopteri; Labriformes; Labridae
Gene: herc3
Product: HECT and RLD domain containing E3 ubiquitin protein ligase 3
Exons: 25
Coding region: 232-3378 (1048 amino acids)
Molecular function (GO): ubiquitin-protein transferase activity
Source: RefSeq, a predicted model, not a curated record
CUUGCGUCUGACGUGCAGUGACGUAGGCAGCGGUGGUACUUCCUACCUGGAUUUCACAGCUGAACCGAAACCAAACGCCCAAUAUCAGAAUGCAUCUGUCCAGGGUUGGAAUUUAUAUGAAGAGGAGAAAGCGGGGCUGCUCCCAAGCCUGAACGCUUUUUGUCUUCCUCCAUCCGGCACCAGUGUUUCUGCCCCUUCAGAUCGGUGCCGACCCCCCCUCCCCACGCCAACAUGCUCUGUUGGGGGAAUGCAAAGGAUGGACAGUUGGGUGUGGGUGUGGAGAGGAACCCCAUGUUUGAACCCAGGAUCUGUCGCGUGUUCAGCGGUAGGGGACUGAGGGAGGUGGCGUGUGGAGGGACACACUCAAUGUUCCUGCUGCAUGAUGGAAGUGUGUACACUUGUGGUUCUAACAGCUGUGGACAGCUGGGCCACGACAAACCAGGGAGUUCACCAGAGCUGGUAGGGGCUCUGGAUACCCAGAAGAUCACGAUGGUGUCGUGUGGUCGGGCCCACUCCAUGGCGGUGAAUGAGCAGGGUCAAGUGUUUUCCUGGGGGGCUGGUGAAGGAGGCCAGCUGGGCCUGGGAACUUCAGAGACAGCUGUUCGAAUACCGAGGUUGGUCAAAAGGCUGUGUGACCACCGGAUCUCUCAAGUAAUGUGUGGGAAUCAGCACUGCAUCGCACUUUCUAGAGAUGGCCAGCUGUUCACGUGGGGCCAGAACACCAGCGGUCAGCUCGGUCUGGGGAAAGGAGAGUCCAGCAAGCUGUUCCCUCAUCCCCUCAAGUCUCUGGCAGGAAUUCCUUUGGCACAGAUAACCGCCGGGGGGGACCACAGCUUCGCUCUCUCACUGUCUGGAGCUGUUUUUGGAUGGGGCAAAAACAAAGCUGGACAACUAGGUCUCAAUGAUAAACAAGAUCGUGCCGUCCCAUGCCACAUCAAGUUCUUGAGAUCUCAAAAAGUUGUUCACAUCAGCUGUGGGGAUGAACACACUGCAGCCCUGACAAAGGAUGGGGGUUUGUUUACAUUUGGUGAUGGCGCCUGGGGUCAGCUGGGUCAUGGCUCCACCAAUAAUGAACUUUUACCCAGAAGAGUGUUGGAGCUCAUGGGCACUGAGGUUUCCCAGAUCACCUGCGGCAGGUACCACACGUUGGCGUUUGUGCCCUCCACUGGUGUGGUGUAUGCGUUUGGUUGUAAUAGCCAUGGUCAGCUGGGCACAGGAAUACUGGGAGAUGCCAGAAGUCCGUUUCCUGUCAAGGCCAGUUUCUUGACUGAAAAUGCCAAUAGAACAGAAUCAAAGCGUUACACAGUGACCAAAAUCAUCUGUGGCGGAGACCAUAGCUUCUUAUUGUACGCCGCUGAGCAGAGUUUUGUCCCCUCAGAAGACUUCAGAGUGAUAAAUAUCAAUAGAAGCCUCUCCCCAAUCACGCAUGAGAGAUUAGAUUCAUGGAGGUUAAAGCUUAUGUAUGGCCCAGAUUCUAGCGUAACAAACGACAUCAUAAUCCAACUCUCGUCUACAGCGUGUUGGAAUGCCAGCUUCUUGGACCAAAGUGAUGAUGCGCAUUUCAAAACCAACCCAAAGAUCCCGGGCAUCGAUCUCAACUCUGUCAGAAUACUGUUCGAGAGGUUAAGCAGACCAGCUUUCUCUGGACUCCUGGAGCAGGCCAGCAAGAGUUUUGAGAGUCUGUUGAUCCCUCAGCUGCCCCGCUCCCCUCCGGACGUUGAGGCCAUGAGGAUUUACCUCAUCUUGUCUGAGUACCCGGCCCUGCUGGACUCCAAGAACUACAUCAGCCUCACUAUUCCCCUGGCGAUGGCCAUCCUCCGGCUAGACGCUAACCCCAGCAAAGUAUUGGAUAACUGGUGGUGUUUUGUGGAUGGCAGCGUGUUUACCAGGAUGGUCGACAUGUACAAGAGCAUCGUUGUGUUUAUGCUAACUGGAGGAAAGACGCUGCUUGUACCCGUUUUCUACGAGAACUAUUUUGUUGCCACGCUAAGGUUGCUGGAGAAGCUCCACAAGGUAAACUUAAAGGCCCACCACGUGGAGUACAACCACUUUUAUAUCCCUGACAUCACCAGCCUGGUGGACAUCCAGGAAGACUACCUCAAAUGGUUUCUGAGUAAAGCUGACAUUAAAGUUGGAUCAUCCCCAUCACAGAGUGACUUUCCCUCAGUGAACCUAUGUGCCUACCCGUUCAUACUGAACGCUCAAGCCAAGACAACCAUGCUGCAAACAGAUGCUGAACUGCAAAUGCAGAUGGCAGUCAGCGGUGCAAACCUGCAUAAUGUCUUUAUGCUGCUCACGCUGGAACCCCACCUUGCUAGGAACCCUUACCUAGUACUCCAUGUGCGCAGGAACCAUUUAGUCAGUGACACACUACGCGAGCUCACCAUGUACUCUGACGUAGAUCUCAAGAAACCGCUCAAGGUGAUCUUUGAUGGCGAAGAGGCCGUAGACGCUGGUGGAGUAACUAAGGAGUUCUUCCUGCUGCUGUUGAAGGAGCUGAUGGAUCCAGUUUAUGGGAUGUUCACUCAUUACAAAGACUCAAACCUGCUCUGGUUCUCAGACAAAUGCUUUGUAGAGCAGAACUGGUUUCAUCUGAUCGGGAUCAUCUGUGGUCUGGCCAUCUACAACUCCACAGUGGUGGACCUCCACUUCCCCCUGGCUCUCUACAAGAAGCUGCUCGAUGUGUUGACAACGCUGGAGGACUUAAUGGAGCUCUCACCCACUGAGGCCAGGAGUCUACAACAACUUCUAGACUAUGAAGGGAACGACAUGGAGGAGAUGUUUCUUCUCAACUUUGCUAUCACCAGGGAGAACUAUGGGAUGACAGAAGUCAAGGAGCUCAUUCCUGGAGGAGAGAGCAUCAGUGUGGACAAAAACAACAGGAAAGAGUUUGUGGAGGCCUACCUGCGCUAUGUGUUCUCAGACUCUGUGAGCGAGCAGUACUCGGCCUUUUCUUCAGGCUUCCUGAAGGUGUGUGGGGGAGAAAUCUUGUCACUGUUCCAGCCGUCUGAGUUGAUGGCCAUGGUGGUCGGCAACAACAACUAUAACUGGGAGGAGAUGGAGAAGAAUGCUGUUUACAAAGGGGAAUUCACAGCCACUCAUCCAACAAUCAGAUUGUUCUGGGAGGUUUUCCAUGAGUUCGCUCUGGAGAAGAAGAAGCAGUUCUUAUUGUUCCUGACUGGCAGUGACCGUAUUCCCAUCCAUGGCAUGGAGAGCCUGCGUAUUGUCAUCCAGUCCACCACAGCGGAGGAGCACUACCUGCCAGUGGCCCACACCUGCUACAACCUGCUCGACAUGCCCCGCUAUCAGACCAAAGACAUCCUGCGCCGCCGCCUCACCCAGGCUGUGGAGCAGUAUGAGGGCUUCAGCCUGGUCUGAGGACGGGAGACCUGUAGCAGUUUAAUGCACUUUAACAGCAAUACACCACCAUGUCAGUGUCAAAAGAGCGUAAGGGGGAGGUCGCUCUCUUUAUAUGCUCUUACAGGAUUGUUAAGCAUCUUAAAUCUGAAAGGUCUAUCUAUGUAAAUGCAGAGUAUCAUUGUUGUCAUUGUAUUGGGCUAAGUUUCCAAACUUCUUAAGAGCAUUUGGAAAAUAUUUUAAAGGCUUCUGUAUGAAUAUUUGUUUUAUAUUAUUCUCUGUUUAAAGGAAAAAUAACUAUCUGGGAUCAUUUAAACAUGGGGACCUAAAUCAAAAGCCAGAGAAGGUUGAAAAAAGUCUCAUUUGGGUGUUUGCUUCCUUAAUUUUUUGUCUUUUCUGUUUUUUUAUAUUUAGCUCCUUAAAUUCUAUUUUUCACUGUUAAAGAAAUAUGUUGUUACCUUGAAACAAUAUAUCAGUUUUUUGUUACUUUUAAUUUAUUAAAUAGAGUGGUUAUAUUUUGACAAAAUAUACAGUGUGUAUAUAUAUGUAUGUAAAUAGCACUUUGAAUAUAAUCUUGGGGAGUGUUUGUCCUGCUGAUCCUUUUAAAUCUGGACACCAGCAUGUCCUCUGCCUGAACUAAAAGACAAUGGAGGAGAACCAGGUAGAGGUGUGCAGGAUUAAAUGUGGGUAAUAUUAUUCGCAUCUCUCUUUCCUUUUUGGCUGUGGUAACAAUACAACAGCUGACUUUGUCUUGAACCUGCAUUCAACAGUGUUGCCUUCUUCAGCAAAACCUACAUGAAGAGUUGACUUUCUAAGUCUUAGUGGUUGUGUUCUGUGUGCAUGUUUUUGAGUGAGAGCAUAGAGAUGUGACUCAUUUUAAAGUCUAACAUACAGAGACAUGGAGUACAGAUAAUUAGCUUUCUGGUGGUCUGCUGGCUAGGUAAAAAGUCUGGCCCAGUUUUAAUUGUGGUGGACAUACAGUUCACAAAAUAUUGUAGGUUACCAAAUGAAGUACAACAUCACCUUCAAACUCAGUGAUGCCAGAGCCAAGUGCGGCCUGGUACCUGAACCUGGAAAUGGGUCCUAAUGUCAUUUUCACAAUUCGUUUUUCGACAUUAAAUGAAAAGAUAUAAAUGUUGUUGACAGCCGAGCUGCUAGUCAGGGCAAGACCAGCUGUUUCCAGUUCUUAGUUUGGCUAAGCUAACUGCUAGCUAUAGCUUCACAUGUAGCUAGCUAACAGGAAGCUAAUAACCGCGCUCCAAGUUGUCAUUUAAAACUAUCAUUCAUUUGAAUAAUUAUAACUAUUGUAACUAGAUUAUUCUAAAGUUGCAGAUAUUUAAAUUUUGAAAUUUUUGGCAGGAUGACAUUGUAAGUGCAUAUUACACAUUAUGGGCUGUAAACUGUAUCUGUCAUAUCACUUGUUUCAAAACUUAUAAAAUCAAGUAAUACUGCAUUUAUUCCUACAGUGAAACCCUCUAAUCCAGAAAAAUGUUUAAUUAGGUCGUGCAUCUGUGUGAACUGUGUGAAAUUGUCUGGCAUUUAUCUAUAUUUUUAUAUAUUUCAUACAUGACAGUUAUGUUAGACAGUUAACGUGUCCUGGUUAGCAGGUCACACACUGACACCCAUUUAGCAAUAACAACCUGAAAUAGCCCAGUAUUGUAUUGAUGAUAACUCUAGGCUGUUCUUCUAAAUGUCUUAAACACUGGACUCCUCUGAGAGGUUUCUUACGAUGGUUUAUCCUCUUGCUUAGCUCGAUACUGCAUGUACACACACAUUCUACAUGUUCAGUCAAUAUUGGUCUGAUUAAACAGAUUUUUUUUCCCCUGCAGAGUUUAGUCCUAUGCAAAGAUUUGUGCAGCCCUUGACUUUUGCACCUUUCGAUGUGCUACAGAAAAUGUGAUUUGCAUAUUUGUCUGAAAUCUACACAUAUCUCUCUGUUCUAGGCAACUUUUUAAUUAAAACAAAACUAUGUAAAAGGA